Molecule: messenger RNA, 8545 nt
Organism: Anopheles moucheti
Lineage: Eukaryota; Metazoa; Arthropoda; Insecta; Diptera; Culicidae
Gene: jing
Product: zinc finger protein jing homolog
Exons: 4
Coding region: 395-6490 (2031 amino acids)
Biological process (GO): regulation of transcription by RNA polymerase II
Cellular component (GO): ESC/E(Z) complex
Source: RefSeq, a predicted model, not a curated record
GACAGCGAUGGUGUCGACGUCUGGUGGUCAGUAGCGAGAACCAUGCAUCAGCCGAAACGAUCGGUACAGCAGCAUCAGCAGCAGCAAACGCAACGACGACGACGACGAGGCGAUCGGGGAAGAAGAGGUGGGAUAGUGCAGAAGGGACGAAACGCGGACACGAAACAGGAGUGUUUAGAUGUUGUCGCCCGCACCGUGUGCUGCUUAGCUCGAUCACUGCACCGAUAGCCGUUUAGCGCCCGGAUAUUUUGCCGAACCCAAUGCAGCAACCAGCAGCCGGAAGCCAUAGAUCGCAGGAGAAUCGACGCAGACGUAGAAGAAGAGCGCGCAAAAAGGAGCAGCAGCAGCAGCCGCCACUCGGCCGGACAGGAACGGCGCUCGUUCACGACCGAGCAUGGCACCCCACACGCAAACUGCCGGUGGAGUAGGGGGCAUUACGAUUAAGCAAACGUUUCAGCGCCGCCAGUGGCCAUACAACACUGUCAACACGGGCGGUACCGGUGGAACAGCGACGAACGCUGUGACCACCACCGGCGCGGCUACUAACCCUGCAACCAUCGCUGCUGGCACGACGACCGCUGGCAAUAGUAUUAGUAUAAGUAGUAAUAGUAACGCUGGUAGUAACGGUAAUGCUGCUGGUACGAUCGCACAGACGACAGCGGCGGGUGCGUCGGCGGGAUCAUCAUCGGUAUCAACGUCGGAACAACAGCCGACCGGCACUACCAUCACCACUGCCUUUGCGACGCCAGCGACGUCCCAGACUGGCAGUAGUAAUUUUUCCACCACCACCACUACCAACAACACUGCCACCGCUGCAGCCGCCGUUGCACUGCUGCGAGUCGCUUCGGGCAGCACCGCAGCCGGACUGGCCGUGAGUCCUUCGAACAAACUGAAGCGCCUGCAGCCAACGUCCGCAUCGGCGACGGCAUCGACAGCCGCCACCGCGCCACCGCAACCCCAGCCACCUACCACCACCGGUGUUCAAACAGACGGAACUGGAAAAAGCAAUAGCAACAGCAAUAAUAAUCCUGGCGGCCAUCAUGUUGCCGCCUCUGCCAAACGUGCCCGCCCGAACCAGGAUGGGGCCAAGAUCGUGUGUAAGUCGGUCGGUACCAACACCAACGGGCCGCCCGCACUGGUCGCCGUGAACAGCAGCGCAACGCAGAAAAAGCUGACCCAAAUGGCAAUCGUGGCGGCCACUAGCAGCAGCAGUACUAGUAGCUCGGUACCAUCGGCGGUCAACAACAGCACGUCGACGUCGUCGAUGGUGAUGAAGUCGGGCGGAGGUGCACCGUUGCCAGCGACGACAACCAGCACUACCACCACCACCAUGCUGACCGCCGCCAUUCCGGCAGAACUGGCCAAAGCGAACAAAAUUACUGGGUAUUUUAAAUCGCAGCUGAAAACACCGAACACGUUCCACAAUUUGAAGAAAACCAUCAAAACCGUUGCGGGACGUGCGUCAGCGCUGCAGCAGCAAAAGAGAAAACUGCUUGCCGAUGGUACGUCCGAAGGUUACCCGGAGCUGACCACCACCUCGCUGAAAUCGACUCCUGCCGGGAUUUUAACCGAGGUCAGCACUGCACCGAAUCCCGCUCCCUUAUCGGAGGCGAAUAUGGAGAAGUAUUUGAAACUGUACCAGCAGCAAGCAUUAGGCACAACGAUCGUACCCAACGGUACGACGCUAACGACGACGGCACUGGAAGCAUUUGCCGUGGCUACGCUUGCUGCGUCCGAGGCGGCAGUAACAGCAGCGACCAACACUUCCGGUGCAUCGGCGGCAUCUUCUUCCAGCACGACGACCAACAGCAACACUAUUGCGGUGUCGAAAAAGGUGGAACGUAAAACGGCACGCAUAGCGCCGACCGUAUCGGCCACACGAAAGAUCAGCCAUACCGUGCAGGGUGGUCUCGGUGUUGGCGGUAGUGCCGGUGCUGUGGCAGCAGGCCAGACGAAGAAACCGAUCAAUAUUGCACCACGAACGACAACCGUCAGCAGUACGACGGCGGUUUAUCAGCACACGAUCGUUGCGGCUCCGACGAGCGGUCCGAUCAGCAACAACAACACCACUGCCAGUGUACACCAUCAUCAUCAACAGGCGACAACGACAACAACCACCACGCAGAAGACUGAGCAGCACCCGCUGAUGAUGGGUAAAGCGCAACCGCCACCGCCAGUUCUACUCACCACGAUACGGCUACCGGGUCCGGCGGCUCAUCAACACUCACAACCGUUGCAGCUUCCUCCGAACGUUAUCGUUUCACAGCCCCAAUCGGGCACGGGAACACAGACAGGUGCGGCCACUGUUGUACCGCAGUAUAAAUCGAUUAUUCCUCAACAAUCCACAACCACAAGCGCCGGUACGACAAAAUCAAUGCCCGGCUCGAAACACGCAACGGCAGUCAGUACCGCUGCCACCACCACGAUCGCUCCAGCUGCGGCCGUGUUCCAGUUCCAUCAUCACCAUCAGCUGUCGGGAGGUGGCGCACCCGGCCAGAUACCGAAUCUGGUGCAGAUCUCGAACCUGCUUCCUCUCGCGGCUGCCCAACAGCAAGCCAAACUAACCGGUGGGGCUUCCCUGACGCUUGCCAAUGCCGCCAAUGCGGCGGCCAUGCAGCAGCAGCAGCAGCAGCAACAUCAACAGCAGCAGCAAGUCGCCUCGGCGGCAGUGACUGCAGCCACGGCAGCAGCAUUUGCGCUCGGUGCCGCCGGUACACCGUCGGCCGCAGCCGCCAACCUGCUAGUCAAUGCGAACGGCAUCAACAACGGUACCGCGGCUGGGUUGAUUCGCAGCGGUGCGGCUAAUGGCACUGCUGGAACUGCUGGUCCUACACCACAGCUCGUCAUGAACGCAACCUUCAUCAAAAUCCAUCAGAUACAGCAGCAGCAGCAACAGCAAGCGGCUGCGGCCGCUGCUCAUCAAGCCGCCCAACAGCAGCAACAGCAGCUGAUGGCCGCAGCCGCUAGUUCGGUUGCGAACACCACCCAACAGCAGCAAAGCUUCACGAUGGAAGCGUCCGCAAUGAACAUGAACUUUAGCGGAAUGUUCGCUUCCAAACCGACGACCACCGUUGUGCCGUACACGUGCCAACCGACCGCUGGUCGACCAUCCGCUUACCAACCGGCGAACGGGACGCCGACACUGUACCCGGCGACACUAAACCCAUUCGCUGCCCAGCAGCAACAUGCACCGCAACAGCAGCAACAGCAGCUGAUCAUGACACCCAGCGGAGGGAUUUUUGUGAACGCGGCCGCCAUCCCGGCGAUGAUCAAUUCGCAGCUGAGCGCGGCCUUCACACCGACGUCCGCCAACAUUCCCGCACUGCAUCCGCUGCAGCCGGGACCGAUGCCACCCUCCACGCAGGGUGGCGGUGCGAACGGCACCAGCGGUGCCACCACCACCGGACAGUUACCAAAUAUCACAGCUAUCAUCCAACAGAGCAAUGGCGGACCGGCUGCCUUGAAUGGUAGCGCAACCGGUACCGCCCAGCAACCCCAGCACCAUCACCACCACCACCAUCACUCGCUGCUGGCAAACAUUUCGCCUGCGAUCCUUUCGAACCUGCAGGUAGCGGCGGCUGCGUUUGCCUCGUCCGCCAACGCUGGCACUGGUGUGAGUGCGGCAAACAAGCUCACACUCGGACAAGCAACAUCAUCCGCAGCAGCAGCAGCAGCGACUCAGUUUGUGCCGAUCUCAGCUGCAGCACACUACGGCGCCGGAACGACGCUGUACGCAGCGACAGCCGCAGGCAUGAACGCAUCGGCCCUCGGUAUCGCCACGUCCAUGCAGCAGCAUCACGCCCAGCAACAGCAGACGAUUAUGUCGUCCGGCGUCCAAUCGCUCUCUCCGCCGCCCCUCGUGGCCACAGUGCCCACCUACACCACCACCGGCAAACCGAUCAUGAACGCGGUGCUUAACGGUGUCUCAUCGGCAGUACCGACGUCGUCUGUGACACCUGCUGGCACGACACUGCUGGCAGCGGCCCCAACCGGCACCGCAAAACCACCCGUCGGUGGCGAACCGCCCGGAUUGGUACCGGUGCAGCUUCCGAAGCAGCAACCACCGACGGCAACGUCGACGGUUCCGCUACCGAAGUUGGUUCGUUCAUCCACGCUUACGUCACGUAGCAACGGUUCCACGCAAACACCGUCGGCUGUGAUACCUUCCGUGGCGCCCAGCUCACCGCCGGCCCUGAAUCCACUCACGCUCGAUUGUGGCAGCAGCAACGACAGUGGCAUCGUCGCCAACUCCAGCGAUAGCGAGGACAAGUCGCUCACGAUCGAUCUCUGCUCGCCCGGCUCUCCCUCCGACACGUCCUCGGCCAAGAAAGGCGAAGAGGGGGAUGAAGAGGAGGAAGAGGACCCGGUUCAUCAUCACAUCCACGAGAAUCAUCUCAGUCAUCAUCAUCAUCAGCAGCAGCAAAGGCGUCAUCUGCAUCACCGGCGUCACGUGGCUGGCAGUGCCGGUGGUAACAAGGACGACACACGAACAACAGCAUCCUCGAGAUCGUCACCGCUCUCUACCUCGUCUUCGGAAGAUUCCGAGGAUCAGUUGAUCGUCGAUCAUGCGCCUCCGGUGACGAGUACUCCCGCAACGGUAGCGUCCGUUGCGGUGUCACGGCCACCACCGCUGCUGCUUCUGUCCGAUGUGGCAGUAGCGGCUGCAGAGGCUGAUGCCGCACUCAAUAAGCAUCAGACGGCGUCGGUGGGCAACCAAAAGCACGCCACCAACUCCACCGUUCUGGAGUUGAUACGACAAAAGCAUGAGCAGCAGCAGCAGCAACAGCAGCAGCCAGACCAUCCACCGAUGGAGCAGGAGGACGACGAAAACACAUCGUCCACCGGCAAGCAGCUUCCCGAGGAGCAGCAGCAAUCACCGCAGGAAGCCAUGUCUACGAUGUCAUCCUCAGCUGCAACAGAUCUGCAAGGAGAUUACAGUGCCGCUUCAACUCCUCAAAGCGCAAGCUCUUCGGACAGUGCGGGACCUCCACAGCAUCAGGAGCCGGGGCAAGAACUGGAGAAGAAACGGCAGGGUCAAUCUUCAAUUGAUUCCCGUACCACGAAUUCUUCACCCUCGUCCGAACAGUCGCAUCUGUCGCCACCGAGCAUCGACACGGACAUGGUGCAGCAGAGCCCGUUCGCACCGGAAGCAACGUGCGCGAAGAGUCCGAUCCUGUCGCAGCCGAAAACGAUCCGCUUUCCGGCACCGUCCGGUACGGCACCGCAUCACAACUUCGGCCGGAAAGGGUUCCGCCGGUCGGGUGAUGGAAGGCUGUACGGGGUUUGCUAUUGGCGCGAUUGUGUGAGCAAGUUUGACAGCAGCUCGCAGCUGCUCGAUCAUCUGCAGAUAGCGCACGUGAACACGCAGAAGGAUCCACCGUACGCGUGCCUGUGGGAUGGCUGCAAGGUACAUAAUAAGGAGUGCACCAAAUUUAACUGGCUCGAAAACCACGUCCAGUCGCAUGCCUGCAGCAAACCCCACAAAUGCAUCGUGGCCGGGUGCGGAAUGCGCUUCGCCUCGCAGCCGAUGCUGCUAAAGCACGUCAACAGUCACUUCGCGAACGUGGACAGCAAUAGUUCUGGCAAGCGAUCGUCCGAUCCGCCCGUCCCGAAGGUGCUUAGGAAGACGGGCAAAAAACUGCGCUACCGUCGGCAACCGUGGUCAGCACGUCGCUUUGAUUUCUUCGACUCCGGCGUAAUGGAAGGUUUGCAGCAUCGUUUGAUACGGCUUGGUACGAUUGCGAGCGGCCAGGGCGGCGCAAUAACUUUCCGUGGGAUACAGCUUGGCCGUCGUCACAUGCCGAGCGAAGGAACGGAAGUGCUCGUCCGAUGGUAUCCUGCAGAAAUCUUGCCAGACGAAUGGUUACCGGAGCUGCCGGUGGGUGAGAAGUUCGUGAAGCAAGUGAGCAUACACCGCCUCACGAUCGAGCAGCGAAACGAUCUGUCCGAUUAUUUGAAACAAGAUCGACUCAAUCCAACGGCGGCCGCCAUUGUGAAUCCGUUUGCCGCACUGCACGAGCAUGAGUUUGAGUCACCGAUUACUGCGAGUGGCAGUGGAAGCAGCUCCAAUCUUAGCAGCAUCAGCAGCAACAGCAGCAGCUGCAGCUGGAGCAACAACAGCUUCUCCAAUCAGGCUGUUCGGUUCAACUGUCGCACGGCACCAAAGCAACAGCGCAAGCGGUCGAAACUUUCCGCGACGGAUUCAAACGGAUCCUGUUCGUCCCAAUCCAUUACGUCCAGCGGGUUUUCGUCGAUCUUUUCAACCUCUCUCACGUCCUUAUCCGGUGGUACGAGUAGCGCUGCUAGCCAAAACAACACGGCCGUGUCAUCAUGUGGUAGCAGCAGCCGUGAGCGAACCUGCGGUGUAAUGCAACUAUCCUCCUCAAGUGCUUCAUCGACAAUCUCCUUCACAUCCGCGUCAGUAUCCUCCUCCACAUCGUCAUCCUCAUCAUCAUCGUCCGGGCUCUUGAAGUCUUCCUCAUCAUCCUGACCGUCGACAGUGGCAGAGGUGGAAAAUAUGAAGGCGCUCAAUCAGAAGCGCAAGGCCAGAAUCAUCACUACAACAACCGACCGUACUAAAGCGGUCCCGGCGGCACCAACACCACAAUCAGUCAGGAAUGGACGCAUCCGUAUGUUGACCUCAAAGAAGAAGCAAACUGAUGGAAUGCAACAAACAACAUCUCAUAGUGUAACAGGAGAACGAAUUCAGCGCCGUACCACAGCGAAGCGAUAAGCUCGGGUGCUGUAGUGCCGGUUUAGGAAGCCGUAUUGAAUUGUACAUUGAUGGGGAUCGUGGACAGAUGAGCAUUUGUCUCUGAAGGGUGGUAAACACUGCGUUUAAAAAAAGAGGGGGACAAGAUCAAUGAAACGAUCUUUGCAUCCCCGCCACAUUAACGAUACAAUCCAUAACAAGAGCAAUUGCAAAUAAGUAUAACUCAGAAUUAUAAGUACGUCUAUAAAGUGAAUUAAAAGCGCCAAACGCUCUAGCAUUGUAAAACGCAUCCGCCGUCUCUCGAAAAGUGAACUGAUCGGACGGCAAAGAGAGACGAUCGAUAAAACAUCCCCCACCAAACACCACCUAUUCUCACACACUAACCACACACAGUACUAAUACCAACACGUUCAACAGGACGUGCAGCGGACGCAGUAUAGUAGGUCCAUCAAUAUCGCCAUGGAAUGAUUUCUGGACGACGGUGUGUGUGUGUGUUGUGAAUGGAUUGCACACAUAUAGUUAUAAUUUUAACCCAAUCUACUCACGGGCUCCGUUUUCAGGAAUGUGAAUAUAGGUUUUAGUUUAAGCAGAGUUAGAUAAUUGUCAGCAUUUGUAAAUGUGUUUUCCUAAUUUUCUUCGAUCAAUUGUUUACACCGGGUGCGAUUGAUCUACUACUACUAAAAGGGAAAUGAUUGGAAUGAAGAAGAAGUUGGACACAUACGGUGCAUGGCGUGAAUGAUCAAGCGAAACCAGUCAAAGCUUGUUUUUCGUAUUGAAUAUAGUUCGGUGGUAUAACUAGCAAUACACACUCACCCAGCAUAAAAAAGCACAAGCAGCAAAUGUGUACAAAACGGUUAGGCGAAGUGCUUUUCUUCUUUUGUUUUGUUUUUUAAUGACAAAGCAAUUUAACAUUGGAAAAAAGCACAAGAAAACAAAAUCAUACAAUUUAUCAUGCGGCUUAACGAUGGGAUGCUAGGAUGAAUCGUUACACAAAAUUAUUUCACAAAUCCUUUGAUCUCAAAAAGUAGUACUGCGUUAGUAUGUAGGGAGCAACAAAAAAAGAAGGAAAUCGAUUAGCGAGAGGAUGUGCAGCAAACGUUUGGAGUCACGACACGGUGGCCUUGCAGGGGUACUGCAUACACACAUGUUGUUUGUUCCCCUUCAUGCGUGGAAUGCGGAGAUGGGGAAGAAGCGUAACAUAAUGUGCUAGUGACGUAAUGCUAGGUUUAGAAACACGCUGUGACCAUAACAACUUUUGGGGUCCUGUACGAGCGAGGAUGGCAUAAUUAGAAGCUUUCUCUCCUUUUCAGUACUCAUUGACACGAAACACUACCAUACCAACGUACCCCAUACUAGUACGCUGGACAGGGCGCAAAAAUAGAGUAAUCUAGCAAUACUUAAAGAAAAAAAAACAAACAGCAUUGCGAUGGUUAAAGACUGAAAACGUAUUUUUACUAGAUUGUACAGUGAAAGGACGAAAGCGAAUGGGAGGACGCGAAGGAUAGUACGAACGAAGAUAGAAACAGAACGAACGCACACUUUUGUAAGCGAGCGAUGUGAUGGCGAAGAUGCGUUGCUGCAACAUUUGAUGGCACAAAAACGCUUGAUAAAAAAUUUAUAUCCCUUUUCACUGUGUGAUGAUAAGAAUGAUCCCACAUUCCCUUAUUCUCCACACGGAAGCACUAACAGCAGCAGCAAAAAGGAUCAUGAGGCAGCUCCGUUCCUUUGCGUUAAUGAUCGUCACGAUCACUGAGAACGGAAUGAACUCUCUCUCUCUCUCUACAACUUGUGAUCAGAUCGCAUUUAUUAUUUUUUUUUUGAAGAUCGCAUGUU